CGCCUCACAAUCAGACUGCACGAAGCCCAGCAGCAGGCAGGGAGAGGACCACAGCACAGAGAAGUGAAAGUGACAGAGAGAGGGUGAGAAGAAAAGAGAAAACCGCAAAACUUUGCGCUUGCUAAACGCUGCACUUGCUUUGUUUCGGGAGACAAUUAAUUAUUAACAUUAAGACAGGUUGAAAACUACAGAGCUGGUAUGCUGUGUUUCCUGUUACUAAAGUUGACUCAAGCCGCACUAUAAAUGCAUUGGAUCCGGUGACAGACUCGACACAAACACAGCAAGACGCGAGACAGACAUGGAGAAUGGGAAGAGCCGCCUGCAGCAGGCCCAGGAGGAGGUGGAGGAGGUGAAGGUCAUCAUGCUGGACAACCUGAACAAGGCUGACGAGAGAUCUGGCAAACUGGGCGAGCUGGAGGAUAGGGCUGAUGAGCUGCUGGCAAAGAGUAAAGCUUUUGAAAGGACCGCCAACCAGGUGAAGCAAAAGAAACGAUGGGAGAACAGCAAGAUGAAAGUUGUGUUUAUUGUCGUUGGCGUAGUCACGGCAGCAGUCAUCAUCGGACUUAUAAUCUACGCCAUCGUUGAUAGCGCAGGAGGACAGUAGCUCAUUUGGUGAUGUAAAGAAAAACAAUAUAUUGGGACUGAGGAGGGACAUGAAGUGGACAAAAGGCAAAAAGCUCCAUGAAAAUCGGAAUGCAAACUGUGGGACUCCAACAUCUCGCUCAAACUGCUCAGUCUGCAUAUUUCUGUGUUGAGAUAUUCAUGGGAGUAUCGGUCCUUCUCUUUAUUAGUGUCAGUUGAUAUGGUACCAGUGAUUGCUCGGCUGCUUCGCUGCUUUUCAUAAUAACUUUUCAAAAGUCAUGUCUCUGUCAGGUCCACAUUUGAAGGAUACACAAAUCUUAGAUCUUAGAAUACGUUCUAAAUAAGUGCUCCAGCAAAACUAUGGAUAGCUAAUAUUUUUAACCAAACAUCAUUGGCCGACUACUUUUGUACUAUUUGUUUGUACAUAUGGGUUUAUGUGCACCACUCAGAGGAACAGUGCCAUUAGUGGUUGCUGAACUGAAGACAAAGUCCAUUUCACCAACCAUUCAAUCGAUUAUCUGAGUCAACCUUAAGUGCAAGAAGACGGAGGAAAAGACAGGACAGAUGGUGAAUAUAUGCAGUUUCAAAUAGCUUCUGUUAAGAAUUAAUUGUACUGUUGCAAAUUUCAUGUGUCAAAUAUGAGUCUGUGUCAUUAAAAUGUGUUUAAAGGUG
This is a messenger RNA of Plectropomus leopardus (leopard coralgrouper), 1254 nucleotides long. RefSeq names its product vesicle-associated membrane protein 5 (gene vamp5). Gene Ontology annotation, biological process: vesicle-mediated transport. NCBI's taxonomy places the organism in Eukaryota, Metazoa, Chordata, Actinopteri, Perciformes, Serranidae. The record is from RefSeq and is a predicted model, not a curated record. Gene Ontology annotation, cellular component: membrane.